CUGGGAACGAGAAUGAGACGGGUGGUGGCUGUGUCACGCAUUCCUUUUUUCGUUUUGGUCACUUGAACGAAAACAGAAAGCCGACGGGCAAGAAAGCAAGGAGCUGGAAAAAAGCAAGAGCAUACAUCACUCCAACAAGGCAGUAAUGGCAUCAUCCAAACCAAUCAAGCUGGUUAUCUGUGGUGGAGGCAAUGCUGCUCAUGCCUGGGCUGGUAUAGCUUCAUCUCAACCAGACACUGAUGUAUGUGUUCUAACCUUGUUCCAAGAUGAAGCAGAGAGAUGGUCUAACUCCCUCAAGGAAUACGACUUCACUGUGAUCCUCAACAGAAAAGGAGAGUGCUACGAGAAGCUGAAAGCCAAACCAAGACUGGUUACUAAGAAACCAGAGGAGGUAAUUCCUGGAUGUGAUGUCGUCGCUUUUGUCAUGCCAGCCUUUGCGCAUGAGCAGUACUUAAACGCGAUCAAACCACACCUUGAACCAGGCAUGAUUCUCGUUGGUUUUCCUGGACAGUCUGGGUUUGAGUUUCAGGAACGAGCCAUUCUAGGAGAUAUUGCAAAGCAGAUUACUCUCAUUAAUUUUGAGUCGUUACCAUGGGCCACAAGAAUUAAGGAAUAUGGAAAAACCUGUGAAGUACUUGGUACUAAGGAUACCACAAUGGGUUCUGUGCAGAUUGGGUCAGUUACUCCAAGAAGAGAUCCAUUCACAGUUGUCCAGAAGCUGAUUGGUGAAAAGCCAGCCCUAAUAACAAAAGGCCAUCCUCUUGCAGCCAAUCUUAUGUCUGCCACUGCAUAUCUGCACACUAGUGUCUUGUAUGGCCAGUGGUCUACUUGGGAUGGUACCCCUCUUGACAAGCCACCAUUAUUUUAUCAUGGCGUGUCAGAGAGUACUGUGGCAUUGUUUGGCAGUUUAUCAGAUGAAGUGGUUCAGAUAGCAAAGGCUAUCCAGGCUCAGAGCCCUGAUACUGAUAUGUCAGAGGUAAUUGACAUGCACACUUACUAUAAAGUCCGCUAUCCUGAUGACAUUGAAGACAAAACCUCUCUGCUAUCUUGUAUCAGAACCAAUGCAGCUUACAAGGGCUUGACACACCCAAUGAAAGAAACCAAGGAAGGGAAGUUUGUACCCAACUAUACCAACUACCGUUUCCUGACUGAGGACAUACCAUUUGGGCUUGUGGUGAUCAGAGGGAUUGCAGAGGUAGUGGGUGUGGCCACACCAAAUAUUGAUAAAGUACUCACUUGGUGUCAGGAGCAGAUAAACAAGGAAUAUCUUGUGGAUGGGAAGAUCCAAGGAAAAGAUGUGAAGGAUACAAGAGCACCUCAGAGAUAUGGAUUCACUACUCUGAAAGACAUUAUUGGACACUAGUAGAUAAUGACAUGAGCCAUGAAUGAUACUGGGUCAUUGUAGUUGAUAGUUGGAUAAUAUAGCAGGACAUUGAUUUUGAGAUGCUGUGUUCAAUUUUUGAUCCCCCAACUUAAGGAGGGCCAUAAAUAGAUAACUAAUAGAUUAAUUAUGUUACCCUAAUAAAAUAAAGAUUAAAGAUUAAAAAAAUUAAUUAAUAAAAGGACAUAGAAAAAUUCUAGGGAUACAUGAUAUGCAAUUUGCCAUUUGCCAUUUUGUAGAAAACAUAUUACAUAUUAUACAGAAAUAUUUGUAUUGAACUUACAUUUURUUAUGGCCAUAAUGUCUUUAGUUGCUGUAGAAAAAGUAGUUAGUAAAAAUUAUGAGAAUUAUGUUGGAUAAAUUAUAUGAAAUUAUAUCGAACUCGCCCUCGAACCACCCCUCGGUCUGCACCUGUACCACUGUAGUAAAGAUUUGAUUAACAAA
This is a messenger RNA of Actinia tenebrosa (Australian red waratah sea anemone), 1825 nucleotides long. RefSeq names its product tauropine dehydrogenase. Gene Ontology annotation, molecular function: oxidoreductase activity. The record is from RefSeq and is a predicted model, not a curated record. NCBI's taxonomy places the organism in Eukaryota, Metazoa, Cnidaria, Anthozoa, Actiniaria, Actiniidae.